Messenger RNA from Rangifer tarandus platyrhynchus (Svalbard reindeer), 321 nucleotides. Lineage: Eukaryota; Metazoa; Chordata; Mammalia; Artiodactyla; Cervidae. The record is from the annotation of a GenBank genome assembly.
AUGAAAGUGAGCAGGGAUGCCGUCACCUACACUUCGGAGGGAGAGGCAGACUUCCGGGUGUGCCCCCCGCCACUCCCGCCUCCUGACAGAGCUGCAGUUCUGGCUUCCUGGUUUCUUUUAAGAGGAUCCGCAAAGGGCCUGAUUUCUUUUCGCCCGUUCUCCUUCAAGUUCAGGUGCCAUUGCACAAACGAAGCCAGGAAUCAAGUGAGAAAUAUGCAUUUAACCCGACUCUGGGUCACCCCCAUCACCAACAGGGAUCCUUGUAAAACAGUGUCAACCAGAUUUUUGGAAGUAUGUUCAAGAUUUUCCACUUUUCCCUAA